This is a messenger RNA of Syngnathus typhle (broad-nosed pipefish), 1981 nucleotides long. It is a transcript of the gene apol, whose product is annotated as apolipoprotein L. Gene Ontology annotation, molecular function: lipid binding. Bases 144 to 1772 code for a protein of 542 amino acids. The transcript is spliced from 4 exons. Gene Ontology annotation, biological process: lipid transport; lipoprotein metabolic process. Gene Ontology annotation, cellular component: membrane; extracellular region. The record is from RefSeq and is a predicted model, not a curated record. Lineage: Eukaryota; Metazoa; Chordata; Actinopteri; Syngnathiformes; Syngnathidae.
GCGGUUGUAAGUGGGCGCGGCCUCACCUGCCAGUCAGGCUCAUCAAACAAAAGAUACAGGUUUGCUCAACUUGUGUGAGCAGAAGAUCCAGAGUGACUCCUCUAAAACAUUCACACACUCUGGAUCCACUUCAUGGCGGAAACAUGCACGAGUGCAGGGAUGCCCUGAAGCGGAUCUUGAUCUGCUACGCCUCUGCCACCCAGCUUGACAUGUCUACCGUGAGCCGCUUCCGCAAAGGUAUGUGCGAGUGGAGGACGCAACGCGAGAAGGAGAUCCACACCAUAAGAGACAUCGGCAACAGAGCGGAGCUGAAGUUGGGCAAGAAUCUCCUGGUGUACGUGAAGAGCAAGAUGGCUGCGGAGAACAGGCGAACCGCGCUGGAAGCGGCGCUCGCCGGUGUGCUGAAGGACGUCUUGUUUGGCUUGGAGGAACUGGAUGUCUUUGUGGAGGCGCUGGAGAGGCUGGCCACUACCUCACUGCUUGUUUUCCGUGGCGGGGUGGUGAAACUUGCACAAGGGGUUGGCUGCUGUGAUGUGGCAUUUGCCGUGGCCGCGGCACGCCGGGCCUGCCCCCUUGCUGCCGAGUUGAAGAGAGAUGCUAAAGUAUUCUUCUUGCCCAGACUGGACAACACAGCAGUGCUGGCCUAUCUUCUCGACAAAUAUGUGGAGACCGCGCAACAAAUAUGCCUUCUCCUGGACAAAAGCAAGUUCUCCCUUAACUUGGUCUCCAAAGCUGGCACAGAGCUCCGUGUAGAUCUCCCUGAGGAAUUAUCUUCAGACGACACGUACAGGAUGUUUCGUCACAUUCAAAAGUGUAGCCACAUCAGGAAUGACGCAGACUUCCGGUUGGUGUUCCGGCUACAGGAGCACGCGUGUCACCGCUUCCUUGCCGAGUUCAGCCAGCGUCGGGCCAGAAUGCUGGAGCUUUUGGACCAGUUGGACCAGAACAUAGAAGGGCUGGUCAGGGAGAACAAAGGGGUGAAGCUCUCCAAUGUGGCGAGCAGCACAUUGGGCCUGGUGAGUGGUGCGCUGUCAAUUGCCGGCCUGGCACUCGUUCCCAUCACAGCUGGCACCUCGCUGGUUCUUAGUAUGACCGGACUGGGUCUCGGUCUUGCCAGUUGGGCUAACUGCGCAGUCACCUCCGUCGUGGACUACAAACUGAAACAGAAGUGCAUGAAGAAAGUCAGCGAAGUGAUAGAGAACUUCGUUGAGGACGCUGAGUGUCUGGACGACAUCACCAGCGAGACUCGGCUACUCGACGCAGCAGUCAGUGAAGUACUUUGCGAGGAGACUACGAGGAGAAGCGUGGGCUUGGUCGCAGAUGUCAGCUCUACUGUGAAGACACCUCCACGCAACCAGGAGGUGGCCACAAGGGUGGGGAAGGUGGUCAUCAUUGGUGGGAAAGCGCUACGGAAUGUCCACCGGGCCGUGGCCGACGCUCGCAACGUGGGCAGCGCAGCCCUCAGAGGAUCCGUGGCGGUGUCCUACGCGGCCAGAGCUGGACUCAUUCCGCUUAACGGAAUCUUUAUUGGGAUCGAUAUUGUUAUAAUUUGCGUGAGCGGCGUCGCUUUGGCCAAAGGAUGCGAGACCCGAAUGUCGCACUUUCUCCGAGCCAGGAGUGCUCUCUGGCGGGCGGAGAUGGAAUCCUGGCAAAGGAUGUGUGACUCACUGGUGCGGGGACUGGAAACAUUUGAGGAGAACCAGGCUGUUCUAGAGGCAGCGUUUUACCUUGACAACAAACGGGGCCACAAGCAACGUUGCAGCAUUCAGUAGCACCCAGAAAGUCCUGGCGAGCCACCACAGAUGAAAGUCUUGAUGACAUUAGUUCAACUGAAAUUGUUCAAAACUUGUCAAUGCCAAGCAUACACACCUGGACGAUGUGCUGUAAAUAUAAAUAAAAAAAACAAUUAUCCUGAGACAUUUCACUCUGUAAAGUGACACUAUCAUGUUUUCAUUCGUUGAACUGCAAGAAUAAAUUUUCA